Dermacentor silvarum is the source of this 789-nucleotide messenger RNA. Its product is annotated as nose resistant to fluoxetine protein 6-like. The transcript has 6 exons. The coding region runs from base 1 to 789 and encodes 262 amino acids. NCBI's taxonomy places the organism in Eukaryota, Metazoa, Arthropoda, Arachnida, Ixodida, Ixodidae. The record is from RefSeq and is a predicted model, not a curated record.
AUGGCCAGGAACGUCAAGCUGGGCGUCAUCAUCUCUGCCAGCAUCCUGGUCGUAAGCGUCGUGGUGGUUGGUGCUCUCACGUAUAUCAACAGCUACCCGCCAGCCAUUCUGCUACUCGGCAAGGACGUGCUCUACUCCAAGGAACUGCUAUCGGAGAUCUACUUCCGGCCCUACGUGCACAUUGGUCCAUAUCUGAUAGGCUCACUGGUGGCCUGCCUGUACCUCAAGCGCCAGCACAUUCGCCUCCCACCCUUCCUGGAGCUUCUGGGCUGGCUAGUGUGCGUGGCGACCGGUGCCUACGUCAACCUGGUGACGGUGACCUGGGAGGACGGCCGCUAUCCGAGUCCGCUCUGGUCGAGCGCUUACGCCGCUCUUCACCGGGUGCUGUGGGCAGCCUGCCUCGGCUGGGUGGUCUACGCGUGCGCCAUUGGCCGAGGAGGGAUCAUCAACACCAUCCUAUCUUGGAAACCUCUAGUUCCAGUUAGCCGCAUCUCAUUCACUAUUUAUGUUGUACACAUAUACGUUAUUUACCUCAAGUUAUGGACCAUUCGGGAACGAUUAAGCCCCGACCAUUUUCAUGUGUUCAUGUCGGCCAUCUCCAACUUCGUGGUGGCCGUAAUACUGGGUUUCGUGGCGUCUGUCGUGGUCGAAAAGCCCAUCGUCUGGUUCUGGGACAACGUGACCGGCUCGCACAAGCCGCCCCGUGUCAGUCAGCACGUCGUCACCAAGCAGCCGCCGCAAGAAACUGCAAGCCCAGCCACGAACGGUGUCAAGAAGGAGCCCGUGUAG